AUGGAGUUUAUUCAAACAGUGCCGGUGGCGACAGCCAUCGCUGUUGGAGGUCCGGCCGUCGCUCUGGGUGGAAUUUCUUUGUGGUUAGUUAAAGGAUUUUUCAACGAUCAUAAUCGGAAAACAUCUCCCAGCGGUGGCCUUCCACCUGUUCCCGUUGUUCCUGGUCUGCCGUUGAUUGGGAAUCUGCUUCAGCUAAAGGAGAAGAAACCACAUAUGACUUUCUCAAUGUGGGCUGAAACUUAUGGUCCAAUCUAUUCUAUCAAAACUGGCUCUAGUACACUUGUCGUCCUAAACUCUGAUCAAGUUGCAAAGGAGGCUAUGGUGACGAGAUUUUCAUCGAUAUCAACUAGAAAGCUAAGCAACGCUUUAGAUAUCCUCACUUCUGAUAAAUGCAUGGUGACAAUGAGUGAUUACAAUGAUUUCCACAAGACGGCCAAGAAGCAUUUACUGACCAAUGUUUUAGGCCCCAAUGCUCAGAAACGACAUCGGGUUCUCAGAGACAGGUUGGUGAAGAACAUUGUAAGCCUUUUCCAUGCUCAUUUGGAAAGCAAGCCUCUAGAAGCUGUGGAGUUUCGAGAAAUCUUUGAGUCCGAGCUUUUCGGAUUGUCAAUGAUUGAGACAUUGGGGAAUGAUGUGGAAUCAAUCUACGUUGAGGAACUUGGAACAACUCUAUCGAGAAAGGACAUAUUCGAUGUUUUGGUGAACGAUCCAAUGGCUGGUGCAAUAGAUGUAGAUUGGCGUGAUUUCUUCCCAUAUAUGAAAUGGGUGCCCAACCGCAGUUUCGAAAAGAGAAUCCAACAAAUGGAUUUCAGGAGGCAAGCAUUAAUGAGAGCACUCGUUAGACAACAAACUGAACUGAUUCCUGCAGGGAAGGAAACAAACAGUUACCUCGGAUAUCUACUUCAUGAAGUAAAGAAUCUAUCGGAGAAAGAAAUAGUCAUGUUGCUUUGGGAGGUGAUCAUUGCUGCAUCAGAUACUACUCUGGUUGCUACAGAAUGGGCUAUGUAUGAACUAGCCAAAGACAAGAACAAGCAGAAUCGUCUGUACGAGGAAAUUCAAAGUGUUUGUGGGUCGGAGAAUAUAACAGAGGAUAAGUUAUGUAAGCUACCAUACUUGUAUUCUGUUUUUCAAGAAACUUUAAGAAGGCACACUCCUGUCCCGGUUAUUCCUAUUCGAUAUGCCCACGAAGAUACGCAACUCGGAGGAUACUUUGUGUCUGCAGGAAGCGAGAUUGCGAUCAACCUUUAUGGCUGCAACAUGGAUGAGAAACAAUGGGUGAAGCCGGAAGAGUGGAUGCCAGAGAGGUUUCUCGAAGGGAAUUGUAACUUUACGAUGGAUUUGCUAAAGACAAUGGCGUUUGGAAGUGGGAAAAGGGUAUGCUCGGGCGCGCUUCAAUCGUCUCUCAUUUCUUGCGUGUCUAUUGGUAGGCUUGUACAAGAGUUUGAGUGGAGUUUGAGCGAAGGGGAAGCGGCAGAUGUCGACAUCCUAGGUGUCACUAGUCGCAAACUUCAUCCGAUGCGAGCAUUCCUUAAACCUCGGAACUAA
Messenger RNA from Impatiens glandulifera, 1545 nucleotides. RefSeq names its product ent-kaurene oxidase-like. Gene Ontology annotation, biological process: gibberellin biosynthetic process. Gene Ontology annotation, cellular component: chloroplast outer membrane; endoplasmic reticulum. Bases 1 to 1545 code for a protein of 514 amino acids. Gene Ontology annotation, molecular function: ent-kaurene oxidase activity; iron ion binding; heme binding. NCBI's taxonomy places the organism in Eukaryota, Viridiplantae, Streptophyta, Magnoliopsida, Ericales, Balsaminaceae. The transcript has 8 exons. The record is from RefSeq and is a predicted model, not a curated record.